Messenger RNA from Glycine soja, 2019 nucleotides. RefSeq names its product protein SLOW WALKER 1-like. Gene Ontology annotation, molecular function: protein binding. NCBI's taxonomy places the organism in Eukaryota, Viridiplantae, Streptophyta, Magnoliopsida, Fabales, Fabaceae. The record is from RefSeq and is a predicted model, not a curated record. The transcript has a single exon. The coding region runs from base 87 to 1682 and encodes 531 amino acids. Gene Ontology annotation, biological process: rRNA processing; positive regulation of transcription by RNA polymerase I. Gene Ontology annotation, cellular component: nucleolus.
AACAUAACAGUGAUAGAUAGCAGACGCAGGAGCAGUUCUUAAACCCUAAACCUUGGCGUGCGGUGCGGUGUGGCAAAGUGCAAAAAAUGGAGGAAGCAAGAGUUCAGAAGAACUUCCCGGUGAAGCCGAAGCUGAAAUCGAUGGCCAGAACCCCAAAGCAAACCCCUGAAUCGAAGUACUGGUCCUCCUUCAAGACCCAACAAAUCCCCAACCUCAUCUCCGUCCCCUCCCUCACCUUCUCCCCCACACCCCCUCACUCCUUCGCCGCCGCACACUCCGCCUCCCUCACUCUUUACAGCUCCCAGACCCUCUCCCCCGCUGCCACCAUCUCCUCCUUCUCCGACGCCGUCUCCUGCGCCUCCUUCCGCUCCGACUCCCGCCUCCUGGCCGCCUCCGACCUCUCCGGCCUUGUCCAGGUCUUCGACGUCAAAUCCCGCACCGCCCUCCGCCGCCUCAAGUCUCAUUUCCGCCCCGUCCGCUUCGUCCACUUCCCCCGCCUCGACAAGCUCCACCUCAUCUCUGCCGGCGACGACGCCCUCGUCAAGCUCUGGGACGUCGCCGAGGAGACCCCGGUCUCCGAGUUCCUCGGCCACAAGGACUAUGUCAGGUGCGGAGACUCCUCCCCUGUGAAUUCUGAAAUCUUCGUUACAGGCUCCUAUGACCAUGUCGUCAGGCUCUGGGAUGCUAGGGUUAGGGAUUCGAAAUCGUCGGUGCAGGUGAACCACGGCGCGCCCGUGGAGGAUGUUGUGUUCUUGCCGUCCGGAGGGAUGGUUGCGACGGCGGGUGGGAAUUCGGUUAAAAUUUGGGACUUGAUUGGUGGAGGGAAGCUUGUGUACUCCAUGGAGAGUCACAACAAGACUGUCACGUCGAUUUGUGUCGGGAGAAUUGGGAAGGAUUAUGGUGAAGAAUCAUCGAAUCAGUUUAGGAUUAUGAGUGUGGGGUUGGAUGGGUACUUGAAGGUGUUUGAUUAUGGAUCAUUGAAGGUUACACAUUCCAUGAGGUUCCCCGCGCCUCUUUUGUCGGUCGCCUACUCGCCAGAUUGUUCCACCAGGGUGAUUGGGACAUCCAAUGGAGUGAUCUAUGCUAGCAAGAGGAAGAUGAAGGAAAAAGAGAAGGAGGAGGAGGAGAGUGAGGCUAGCUUGGUUUGGAGAACUGCUCCUGUGGAGAAUACUGAGAAGAAAGCGGUGAGGCCUUCGCAUUUUAGGUAUUUUCAUAGAGGGCAGGGAACCAAACCGUCUGAGGGGGAUUUCUUGGUUAUGAAGCCCAAGAAGAAGAAGUGGGCUAAGCACGACACGCUGUUGAACAAGUUUGAGCAUGGAGAGGCUCUGGUGUCUGUGUUGGGAACUAUGAACCCCGGGCAUGUGGUGGCUGUGAUGGAGGAAUUGGUGGCUAGGAAGAAAUUUCUCAAGUGUGUCUCCAACUUGGAUGUGGAGAAGUUGGAACUGCUCUUGGAAUUCUUGCAUAAGUAUUGUACCAUGCCUAGAUAUUCUAGUUUGUUGAUGGGGUUCGCCAAGAAGGUUCUUGAAAUGAGGGCGGAUGAUAUUAGAGCUUCUGAUUCUGAAGCCAUCAAGAGUCAUAUCAUAAAUCUCAAGCGGGCUGUUGCCCAGGAGAUUCAGAUUCAACAGUCAUUGCAAGAGAUACAGGGUAUAAUUUCUCCUUUGUUGAAGAUUGCUGGAAGAUGAAAUUUUGGGCUUCUCAUCCAUGAGCUGGUUUUGUUAGGCUAUCCUCUUCCUCUUUUUUUUUUUUUUUUCUCUCUCUCUCUCUCUAAUUUUUAUUUAAGAAUGUAUGUGUUAUUCUUGUAAUUUGAUUCAAGCAAUGCCAGUUUCUCUAGAAUUUUUGUUGGCAACUGUGAUCCUUUGAAAGCACAGGGAAAUGCUUAUUGCCAAUUGUGUUUUAGGGAUUCUACUUACAACUUCAUCUAUGGUCUCAUUUGGCACUUAUAUAAUAUUUUAUUUUGUAUGACGGCCCUCUAAACAGGGGGAUCUUUUAGAAUGCUGUGUUUUCUUAUCCCGUUGGCAA